Messenger RNA from Onychomys torridus (southern grasshopper mouse), 258 nucleotides. RefSeq names its product defensin beta 113 (gene Defb113). The record is from RefSeq and is a predicted model, not a curated record. NCBI's taxonomy places the organism in Eukaryota, Metazoa, Chordata, Mammalia, Rodentia, Cricetidae.
AUGAAAUCAGCAAUGAAGAUAUUUUGCAUAUUCCUUAUUGUUAUCUUCACGUCUUGUGGUCCUUUCACUCCUUGGAUGAAAACAAGACAAACUGCAGAAAGAACACAUAAGUGUUAUUUGGUCCAUUGUUCAUGCAAGUCUGAAUGUAAUUCUUGGGAGUAUGUCUACAAUUACUGUGACAUUGAGCACCGCUAUGUGGUGUGUGAAUUCCAAAAGCCAAUAGUGGGAUUCUUGACUAGUCCCAAGGCUACAACUUAA